GAGCUUAACACUGGAUGAGUGAGAGAGAGAAAGCUUCAAAGCACGCUAGGAAUUUAUUCACAUCUAGAUUUUCAGACAGCAAGCGCGUAGCGGUUUUAGUAGUAACGAGUGCAGCAGUGCGAUUUGACUUUGUUGAACUGUGCAUCACUGCAUACCGGCUGUAUUUUAAAAUUCGCAUCGGAAUUUUCUCUUGAUUCCAGUGACCUUUAAUCGCUAAAAUGGUGACCACGACGACGAAAACCCUGAACUAUUCUAUCACGAAAGGAUCCUCCACGAAUUCCGUGAAUGCCACCAUCACCAGUACACCGGGAUUCAACAGCAACUAUCUGGGGAAAAUCCCCGGCAUCCUGAAGUUGUUGGAGUUCAUCCUGGCCGCGGUGGCCAUGGGUCUGGUAGCAUCACGCCGACAGGAAAUGCGCAUCACGGAGACGGCGGACGCUCCCCGUUAUAAUGCCGAAUACAUGAAUAACAGACCGGAACUCUGGCGGAAUGAUGUAGUCACGUUGAGCUACUUGCGGGAGCUGUUCCUUGUCGGUGAGGUGUACUUUCUGUGUGCGCACUCUGCCGUUCUGACCGUACUGGCAAUUGUCCUCAUCGCAUACCUGUUCCACACCACAUCCGCCAUGAUUGUUCCGAAGGCCACCACGGUUGAAAACGUGAUGAACAUGCUGUUGGCCCUGAUGCUGAUUGCUGCCGGGAUCGUGGAGAUUGUGAUGACCGAGAAGUGGAAAUGGGAUGGCGAUAACAAUAACCGACCCCUGAUGUACGCGAACGAAGAGGCGGUUCGCGUUGCCGCAGGCGCCAUCGCUCUGUUGAACGGAAUUCUCUUCCUUGUCAGCUUCUUCAUGUCCAAAAAGGAAUUGGAGGGUCCGAAGACGCUGUAAGUGUGCGUUUCUGACUUGCAGAAGAGUGUCGUCGCGUGGCCAUACGUAAUUGUUCGGAAUAGUCUGGUUUAAUGUACUCUUUUCUUGGGACAGAAGUGGAUAGUUUUUCCUUGUGUAUCCUAAUAAUAUAGUUUAUACUCUGGAGAAUCUCAGAACUGAAUAUGUCUGAGUCAUUCGCUGCUUGUUAUUUUGUACCUGUAUUAAUUUUUAUGGUGUAUCUUUUCAAUUGUAUGAAAUAUUUGUCUACCCUUACUGUCGCUUUUCCUGAAUAAGUGGACAGCGCUGUUGAACGUUGGGUAUUUUUUUACCGUACAUUACAGUUUUCUCGGUAUGGUAGAUGGCAUUUUCUUGUGUCUGGUAUUAAAAUGUUUUUGAUGC
Molecule: messenger RNA, 1262 nt
Organism: Paramacrobiotus metropolitanus
Lineage: Eukaryota; Metazoa; Tardigrada; Eutardigrada; Parachela; Macrobiotidae
Exons: 1
Coding region: 219-884 (221 amino acids)
Source: RefSeq, a predicted model, not a curated record